AUGCUCGGACAAAGAAUUAUAGAGUCCUACGCGGACCUCCCAAAUGACGACUCCCCCCUUCUCCAAGCGGAGCCAUUCACAAGCCUCACCGUACGGCGCAUCAAGUCUGCUGGCCUACGCAUCGUCACCGAGAGCGAAACAGAGUCCCCCGAUGUUCUUCGGGAUAACACAAAUACCUUGCGACCACCCAACUACCGCAACUCGUUCAUGUCCAUCAGGACGCCCGACACGAGCCACACCUUCGGUCUCCCCAACCCUAGCAUGUUCUCGCCUGACAGCACCUCAAGUCGACGACAUACCCCCAUUUCCACACCAUCACCAGCUUCCGCUGAACUGUUGGCUUCGCGCCGCCUCUCGCGGUACUCGCGUGCGGAAAGCGCCCUUCAGUCCGCGGUCGAAGCAUCCUCUGCCGAAGUCUCUCCGCAUGAGCUGCAAAUUCAAGUCUUGGAACGAGCUACGGCAGUCCUCAGCGAACAGGCACGAGACGCACAAGCAUGCGCAGAACGUCUGCGUGCAUGUCUAGCCGACAAAGAGUUGCCCCCGGAGGAGUUCAAGUCCUUGCAACGCGCGCGGUGGCUGGAGGUGCACAAGAGUACCUCCAAACAGGCGCAGUCUGCGCACACACGCGAACUAGUAGUGAAGCUCUCUAGCCCGAUCAGGGAGGAGCCACCACUGGUAGAGUCUCCGCAUGUGAUGACCCGAGAAGAAGUGAACCUCGCACGGUUUCUGCAACGCUCCCCGACGCGCAUCACCUUCCCACCAACUCGUAGCCCGCCCGUGUCCCCCGUUCUCUACCGGAGGAAGACUCUAACACAAGUACGCCCCUUGCGCUUGCGUAUGUCAGCUAUGGACCUUGCCCUACGGUCUCCCUUGAGGACCCACGGGCGGUCGUCAUCACUCGACGGUGGACACGCUCGAAGCGAGUCGGCAUCGACGGAUGCGACCUUCGUCUCCCAGGGCUCCAGUGGUCAAACUGCAGUUACGAAGCCCUCAAUACCGCACCUGAAGCUAGCAUCUUCUCUUUCUCCCCUCCCGUUCUCGUCAACAGGCGAAGGUACAGUGAGCAUUGAGAAGCUCGCAGCACUCCGCUCCCGCGAGGAACUUCUCGCCGAUAUCGGCGACGUCACCCUACCGGAUUACGCCGUCGACCUGCUAGAAGAUCUCGUCGCUUCCUCGCUCGACAUCUCGCUACCAGACAUCGCUGGCAUCGGGAGCGGGUCCCCCAUCCACACCGGCUCGGCAUCGGACAUCCCCUUCAGCUCAACAGCCGACUACGGCCCUGAGCCCAUAACACCAUUACGUUUCUCGGGGCGCGUCCGGAGCCAAUCCGACACCCCUCCUUCUCCCUCCUCAAUCACUAGCCCGAUCGCCCGCAGGCGCUCCGCCGCCCCGACUCCGAGGUCGUCCUUCCGCCACAGCCUCGCCGCCCCCAGAUUUUCCUCCCUCCGCCUCAAUGCGCCAUCGCUCGAAGCCGUCCCCGAAGGCCCGAGCACAGGCAGCGACGCGCCCUCUCGCUCCCACUCCUCUAUGAGCGGGCGAUUCGUUCUCGACUCGUCAUCGGCGCUACACGAGUCCACCGACGGCGCCCGCGCCUCGGGCGACCAGCGCCGCUUCUCAGUCGUGUCGUUCCGCCGGCUCGAGCGCAGCGAAAGCGGCGCGCGCGGCGGCAUCCUCGCGCGCUUCAAGCACCGGUUCUCUACCUUAGGACAGUAG
Molecule: messenger RNA, 1713 nt
Organism: Trametes versicolor FP-101664 SS1
Lineage: Eukaryota; Fungi; Basidiomycota; Agaricomycetes; Polyporales; Polyporaceae
Exons: 3
Coding region: 1-1713 (570 amino acids)
Source: RefSeq, a predicted model, not a curated record